Tachyglossus aculeatus (Australian echidna) is the source of this 1104-nucleotide messenger RNA. RefSeq names its product diencephalon/mesencephalon homeobox 1 (gene DMBX1). The record is from RefSeq and is a predicted model, not a curated record. Gene Ontology annotation, biological process: regulation of transcription by RNA polymerase II. Bases 1 to 1104 code for a protein of 367 amino acids. Lineage: Eukaryota; Metazoa; Chordata; Mammalia; Monotremata; Tachyglossidae. Gene Ontology annotation, molecular function: DNA-binding transcription factor activity, RNA polymerase II-specific; RNA polymerase II transcription regulatory region sequence-specific DNA binding. The transcript has 4 exons.
AUGCAGCACUAUGGAGUGAACGGGUAUUCGCUGCACGCCAUGAAUUCUCUGAGCGCCAUGUACAACCUCCAUCAGCAGGCCCAGCAGGCCCAGCACGCUCCCGACUACCGGCCCUCCGUGCAUGCCCUGACCCUGGCCGAGAGACUGGCCGGCUGUACAUUUCAAGACAUCAUCUUGGAAGCCCGGUAUGGCUCCCAGCACCGCAAACAGCGUCGCAGCCGCACGGCUUUCACUGCCCAGCAGCUGGAGGCUCUUGAGAAAACGUUUCAGAAGACGCACUAUCCCGACGUGGUCAUGAGGGAGAGGCUGGCCAUGUGUACCAACCUGCCCGAGGCCCGAGUGCAGGUGUGGUUUAAGAAUCGUCGGGCCAAGUUCCGGAAAAAGCAACGCAGCCUGCAGAAGGAGCAGCUGCAGAAACAGAAGGACACAGAGGGGGCCCCCGGGGAGGCCAAGCCGGAAGGCCCGGUGUCCGAGCCCCGGCCCCCGACCCCGCCUGAGCCGGACAAGCAGGUCAGCACACCCGGCAUGCCCGGCGAGCCCUCUCUGGAGCUCCAGCUGGCCCUGUCGGAGCAGUCGGCCAGCGAGUCAGCCCCCGAGGACCAGGCCGACAGGGAAGAGGAGUUCCAGGAAGGUGCGGAGGAGCCCAGAGCCAACAGGAGCGUGGGGCUUGAGGACAAGGGGGCCGGAGGCAAGAGGGCCAGCCCCAAAACAGACUCUCCCCCGAGCGCCGCGGCGACCCCCGCGGGACCCCCAGGCCCAGCCCCGGCCCACUCUUACUCGUCCUCCCCGCUCAGCCUCUUCCGCCUCCAGGAGCAGUUCCGCCAGCACAUGGCCGCCAACAACCUGGUCCACUAUUCGUCCUUCGAGAUGGGGACGCCGUCGGCCGUGCCCUACCUGGGCGUGAACAUGGCUCCGCUUGGCUCCCUGCACUGCCAGUCUUACUACCAGUCGCUGUCUCAUGCCCAGCAGAUCUGGCCCUCGCCGCUCCUGCAGGCGUCGGCUGGCCUCCCAAGUCUGAACAGUAAAACCACCAGUAUCGAGAACCUCCGGCUGAGGGCCAAGCAGCAUGCCGCCUCCCUGGGCCUUGACUCCUUAUCCAACUGA